Arabis nemorensis is the source of this 636-nucleotide messenger RNA. Lineage: Eukaryota; Viridiplantae; Streptophyta; Magnoliopsida; Brassicales; Brassicaceae. The record is from the annotation of a GenBank genome assembly.
AUGAAUCACACCAAUACACAUCAUCGGCUUCGUAAAGCAUCAUCAACUAGAUCUCCGCUUCGUGAAGCUAAUCUGGGUAAAGGAAAUCUAGUGAUUGAAGAAGAUGCUUCUUCCUCUGAAUUGAGACCGGAGAAGAGGAAGGUAAACGCGUCUGGUUUUACUGAUUCCGCCGCAGAUCGAUCUGGGACGAAGUCAACGACAGCCGACGCAAACGAUGCUGAUGUAUCGAUUUCUGAACGGAUCUCUGAUGGUUGUGGUGAAGGAGAGGAGUUUGGACCGAAGACUUGGAAUCUGAGACCGAGGAAGCCACCGCCGACGAAGAAGCGUUCGAUUGGUAACGGCGGUUUGGUAUUGAAGAGCUGUAGCGGUUCGUUGCCGGAGAAUAAAACUCAAGGAACGGUUCGAACCGAGGCGAUUCGGUCGAGGAACUGUGCGGAUGCGAAGAUGGCGAUUACAGAGAGAAAGGAGAAGAAACCGAGGUUAUCGAUUUCACUAUCAAAGUUGGAGAUUGAUGAAGAUAUCUACGCGUUGACUGGAUCAAAACCUAGCAGAAGACCAAAGAAGAGAGCCAAGAACAUACAGAAGCAGCUCGAUACGCUUACAAAGUCUCAGAUCAUGCUUGAAAGGAUUGGUUGA